Messenger RNA from Colius striatus (speckled mousebird), 1575 nucleotides. RefSeq lists its product as uncharacterized. The record is from RefSeq and is a predicted model, not a curated record. NCBI's taxonomy places the organism in Eukaryota, Metazoa, Chordata, Aves, Coliiformes, Coliidae. The transcript has 8 exons. Gene Ontology annotation, molecular function: immunoglobulin receptor binding; antigen binding. Gene Ontology annotation, cellular component: blood microparticle; external side of plasma membrane; immunoglobulin complex, circulating. Gene Ontology annotation, biological process: phagocytosis, recognition; defense response to bacterium; complement activation, classical pathway. The coding region runs from base 1 to 1575 and encodes 524 amino acids.
AUGGCGUCUGAGGCGGGUGAACAGAUUCAGUACGUGCCCACACCCACUUGCAUCAGGUGGUUGCAGGGGCAAGGUGUGAUACGGGCACCCAUAGAAUUAUUAAAUGCGCAGAAGUGGACGGUGGUGGACAGGGAGCUGUGUCAGGCUUUCGUAGAGGGGGCCAAGGGAAUGGGAAGUCUCUGGGGGAAGGAGCGGAGAGUGCGGACAGGGGAGGGAGUUCAUAGUGAUCAGGAGACUCGGACGAGUGUGGAGGUAGAGAAUCUGGGAGAGCAGACGGAGAAUAUUGAGCAGACGGGGAAUGCCGAGUGGGUGGAGUCAGACGGGAGUAUGGUGCAGGAGGAUCAGGGGAGACUGGGGAAGCACAACCCCAUGUUAGACUGGGUGCCACUGGGACCCAGCGCCGUAGUGCCAUGGCCCCGCUUGGUGCCUCUGCCCGGGGACUGCUGUGAAGAUCCCCUGGAUCGUGAGCGGGACGGAUGCGGAGAGAGACGGGCGGAGGGAGAAGGAGAAGGCGGGAGGGGGCGAGGGACGAGAGAGAGGAGGCGGGCGAGGGAGGCUUGGGCUGCGGGGCUCGCCCCGCUGUCGCGGCUGUGUCCGGGCCGGCCGGGGGGCGCUGGGGCGGCGGCUGCGGCUCGUCGGGCCGUGGGCGCGCCGUGCCCGGUGCCCGCGCUCUCCGUCCGUCCGUCCGUCCGUCCGUCCGCAGGCGUGUGGGCGCAGCUGAGGCUGCUGGAGGCCGGCGGAGGGCAGCGAGCGCCCGGGGACUCCGUGCUCCUCUCCUGCCGCGGACACGGCUCCGACUUCGGGACGAGCACAGUGAGGUGGUACCGUCAGGCACCCGGCGGCAGCCUGGAGUGGGUGUCCCUCAUCCACUUUGAUUCAUCGCUGAUUCGAUACGGAGCAGCAGUGGAUGGCCGAGCCACUGUGUCCCGGGACAACUCCCGCUCGGAGGCAUCUCUGUCUCUCCGUGCCCUGAGCCCAGGGGACUCUGCCCGAUACUUCUGUGCUGUUCUCACCCACAGCAUAAGUGUCAGCAGUGUGAGGACAGAGAAGCUCGUCUUUGGCAGCGGGACGACUCUCACAGUGGAGCCAGGCAAUAUAAGCCACUCUGACCCUCAAGUCAUUGUGAUGAGGUCAAAGAACCUGGAAGAAGAUGGCAACAGCGGGAAAGCAGCUUGUUUGGCAAGGAAGUUCUACACAAAGAACAUCAUCUUGGAGGUGUCCUCCACUGAAGUCAGAUAUGAGCAAAGUACACCCCUGCUGACAUCAGAAGGGUUGUACGAUGCUCUCAAGGUGGUCAACGUGACCAAAGGCACAGAGGUGUCCUGCACAGCCAGAUACGAUGGCAGAGAUAUUACAGCCAAUGAAACAUUGCCAGAAAAGGAGGCUGAAGGAUCAGUGGGAGAGGCUGAAGGAUCAGUGGGAGAGAAGGUCUGCAACAGCACAGACACCUCUGCACAAGAUGCUGAAGGGGAGAAAUCAAACACGCUGGCUGUGGCUGUGCUGGGCUUGAGAGUCCUGCUGGCAAAAAGUCUUGCCUUCAAUACCCUGAUGAGCAUCGAGCUGUUUGUUUUCUGA